Coregonus sp. 'balchen' is the source of this 3440-nucleotide messenger RNA. Lineage: Eukaryota; Metazoa; Chordata; Actinopteri; Salmoniformes; Salmonidae. The record is from the annotation of a GenBank genome assembly.
AACAGCAGUAAGAACCUGUCAGAGGAGAAAGACCUACUUACCAGUUAUAGAAAACUGUAUAAAGAAAUAGACGAGCUACAGGUCAGUUUCAACAAUCUGUCUAAAGAGAAAAAUGAGCUACAGACCAGCAACAACAAACUGACGACAGAGAAAGACCAGAUAAAGAACGGCGACAAUGCCAUGAAAGGUGAAAGAGACAGGGCACUGAGCAACUACAACAACUGCCUUAGCUAUUUUAGAAAAGAGGGAUGUCCAUAAAUGGACAUUUUGUUAAUUCACACAUAUACAGUGGCUUGCGAAAGUAUUCACCCCACUUGGCAUUUUUGCUAUUUUGUUGUCUUACAACCUGGAAUUAAAAUAUAUUUAUUGGGGGUUUGUAUCAUUUGAUUUACACAACAUGCCUACCACUUUGAAGAUGCAAAAUAUAUUUUCUUGUAAAAUAAACAAGAAAUAACACAAAAUAAAAAAGAAAACAUGAGCGUGCAUAACUAUUCAUGCAUAACGCGUGCAGGGUUAUCUUUGGUAUCUUUGUUGCCUUUCUGCCUGGUCCGUGAGUUUUGGUGAGCAGCCCGCUCUUGGCAGGUUUGAUGUGGUGCCAUAUUCUUUCCAUCUUUUAAUAAUGGAUUUAAUGGUGCGCCGUGGGAUGUUCAACGCUCCGGAUAUUUUUUUAUAACCCAACCCUGAUCUGUACUUCUCCACAACUUUGUCCCUGACCUGUUUGGAGAGCUCCUUAGUCUUCAUGAUGCCCCUUGCUUAGUGGUGUUGCAGACUCUGGGGCCUUUCAGAACAGGUGUAUUUAUACUGAGAUCAUGUGACAGAUCAUGUGACACUUAGAUUGCACACAGGUGGACUUUAUUUAACUAAUUAUGUGACUUCUGAAGGUAAUUGGUUGCACCAGAUCUUAUUUAGGGGCUUCAUAGCAAAGGGGGUGAAUACAUAUGCACGCACCACUUUUCCGUUAUUUAUUUUGUAUAAUUUUUUGAAACAAGUUAUUUUUUAAAUUUCACUUUACCAAUUUGGACAAUUUUGUGUAUGUCCAUUACAUGAAAUCCAAAUAAAAAUCAAUUUAAAUAACAGGUUGUAAUGCAACAAAAUAGGAAAAACACCAAGGGGGAUGAAUACUUUUGCACAAGUAUUACACAUCCAAACUUUCAGGAGAUCCACAGCUGAUUAAUUACCUUGCCUGAGAAACCCAAAGCCUAAAACCAAUGAGAGUAUACCAAGAGGAACUGCUUCUCUAAUAGAAAUCUCUGAUCACACUUGUAGGCAAUGUCAUGGCGACAUUACCAAGCUAAGCUCAUGUGCAUAGAUGUAUCAUCAGGUCUAACGGUCUUGUCGCACCGAAAUGUGCAUGUGCAAGCGGUCAAAUCAAGGCACUCCUUUGAUAUAGAAAUAUAUAUCGUUUUUGACGAUAAUUAAAAUGUGUGUUUGUCACUUUCACAAAGUUGUAAUCAUGACAUGUUCAGCUACUUACAACACUGUCUCCAAUCUAAAUUGUGCAUUUAGAAAAUGAACAACUAAGGAAUAAUUUCUCCCUCCCAUUGACUUCCCAAACCCCUGGUCUGUUUGGUCUGCUUGGCGGCAUCCCCGGAUGUAUUGGCCGCUUGGUUUAGAAACUCUGUUCUAUAGCCCCAUGUCCAUGUGUCUUGUUAUCAUGAUAUAAUGGAUCUUUCUCUGCCUGCCAAUGUGAUGUGAUCUAACAAAACUGGCUUUGCUAUUUCAUUUGUUUCUCUUUUUUAGGUUGCUUGCUUGUAUUGUUAAUUUGUUGUUAUCUGAUUGAUUUAUCUUGAUUAUUGAUUGAUUUGCCUUGUCAAUUGUUGUCUUUGUUGCAUAAUGAAACAUGAAAAAUUAACACACCUCUGGUUGUAGCAGCCCUAUGUCACAUCUAGAUUAUAACAACAAGUAGGCCUAGUACUCAACAAACAAAACUGACUUCCUGAAAUGACAGUUCCCUGUCUACAAGUGGUUAUGUCUAAAAUAGCAUCAGAUAAAGGGAGACAAUGGUAACAAACAUAAAGGAAUCUGGUUGCUGCAGAACCAAUUCAUUUUGAAAAACCAAUCCAUUUUAUAUGUGUUCACAAACAGGUGCAUGGACAUUUAAUUUGGACUCAACUGACUUCCUGAAAUGGCAGUUCCCUGUCUAGCAGUGAGUACAGCUCCAGAUAGAGAGAUACAGCGAUAGCACAUUUAGGAAUCUGGUUCUUUGUUCAAAUCAACAUAAAGAAGAAGAUUAAUUUCUAGAUCUGCUACCGCAAUACCAAAAACACAGCCACCUCCUCAUUCUUGUGAAGUCUUAUCUUCACACCUAUUUAGCAGCCAAUCACAUACAUAGUUUUGUAUUGUCUGCCUAAUAUGGCAUGCCCAUUGGUGGUAAGACAUCUAUAAAAUGUUCAGUACACACCUUCAUACUAGAACAUAUUCUGUAGCAGAUCGUCUGGUAAUAGUAAUUGAGACCGUGGUAGAACAUGAAGAUGUCAGAGGAUAAGUAUGCCAAUAUGGACCAGUUAUGUAACAAAGGGGCAAGCAAAAAUGAGAAUAUCUAUGAAGAUGACAUCGCCUCUCAGGACUCAAGAGACAAGACCAAGAAGGAUGCCACCUCUAAGAUCAGACCAGGAGCUAACCCCUCAAGUUCUGAUAACUCACGUAGGAGACCCUCCAGAGCUGCUGCAGUUUGUCUGGGGCUGCUGUGUGUUCUCCUACUGGCUGGGAUUGUAGGUCUGGGUCUCCACCACAAGCAUAUCUUCAGUGAGUUUGAGGAUUGUAAAGCCAGCAACAUCAACCUGGCUAAGAUGAAAGACCAGUUACAGAUCAGCUUCAACAACAUUACCAAGGAAAAAGACCAGCUACAGACCAGCUUCAACACCAUGACUAAGGAGGCCGACCAGCUACAAACCAGCUACAACACCAUGAAAAAGGAGAGAGACCAGCUACAGACCAGCUUCAACACCAUGACUAAGGAGGCCGACCAGCUACAAACCAGCUACAAUACCAUGAAAAAGGAGAGAGACCAGCUACAGACCAGCUUUUCUGACCUAAAACAAGCUGGGCCUAAAGGCUGGACGCUGUUUCAGUCCAGUUGGUAUUACAUCUCCUCUGAGGUCAAAUCCUGGGAUGAGAGCAGACAGGACUGCUUGGAGAGAGGAGCAGACCUGGUGAUUAUAAACAGCAAAGAGGAGCAGACAUUUCUCACUAUGCCGGACAAGAGGGUAUGGAUUGGCCUGACUGACAAAGACAGAGAGGGGACCUGGAAAUGGGUGGACGGUACCCCACUGACCACAGCCUAUUGGUCGGGACAACAACCUGAUAAUGGUAAUGGGGAUCCAAUAUAUGGGGAGGAGGAUUGUGCUGAGAUCGUUAUUAUGUGGAUAUGGAAUGAUAUUUCAUGUGCAAAUAAUUUCAAUUGGGUCUGUGAGAAGGUUAUUAACAGUGUUAUAAUUUAA